AUGCUGUUUCUCUCCCGCACCGCCCCUCGCCUCGCGACCAGGUGUCGCACCACAACCACAACCGCAGCCGCCCGCCCCCUCCUCGCGACGCUCGCGACCAGCAAGCCCAGCAAACCCCGCUUCUACAGCAGCGCGGCAGCAAACCUGCCUGAGUUCUCCCUCAAGGACAAGGUGCUCGUCGUGUCGGGUGGCGGGCGAGGUCUGGGUCUGGUGCAGGCCGAGGCGCUCCUCGAGGCGGGCGCCAGGGAGGUGCACGCCAUCGACAGGCUCACGUCGCCGAGCGAGGACUUUGCACGCGUGGCGGACAAGUUCUCGGCGGCGUUGGGGAGCGGCAGCGCGCUGCAGUACCACCGGAUCGACGUGCGCGAGUCCGAGGCGCUCAAUGGCGCCGUCGAGGCCAUCGCCGAGCGCCACGGCCGCAUCGACGGCCUGAUCGCCGCUGCCGGUGUGCAGCAGGCCACCCCGGCGCUCGAGUACAACCAGGAGGACUCGGAUCGCAUGCUGAGCAUCAACGUCACGGGCGUCUUCAUGACGGCCCAGGCUGUCGCCAGGCAGAUGGUCAGGCUCGGCCAGGGCGGGAGCAUUGCGCUCAUCGCGUCCAUGAGCGGCACUAUUGCCAAUAAGGGGUUGCUUUGCCCUGUAUACAACGCCUCCAAAGCCGCAGUCAUCCAGCUCGGUCGCAACCUGGCAGCCGAGUGGGGCCAGCACGGCAUCAGGGUCAACACCAUCUCGCCCGGCUACAUCGUGACGGCCAUGACGGAGGACCUGUUCAAGGAGCACCCAGAAUACCGCACCAAUUGGACCAAAGAGAACAUGCUGGGUCGCCUCAGCGCCCCCGAAGAGUACCGCGGCGCUGCUGUCUUCCUGCUCAGCGACGCCAGCAGCUUUAUGACGGGUAGCGACCUCAGGAUAGACGGUGGUCACGCCGCCUGGUGA
Molecule: messenger RNA, 936 nt
Organism: Pyricularia pennisetigena
Lineage: Eukaryota; Fungi; Ascomycota; Sordariomycetes; Magnaporthales; Pyriculariaceae
Exons: 2
Coding region: 1-936 (311 amino acids)
Cellular component (GO): intracellular anatomical structure
Molecular function (GO): oxidoreductase activity, acting on NAD(P)H, oxygen as acceptor
Source: RefSeq, a predicted model, not a curated record